Molecule: messenger RNA, 795 nt
Organism: Nerophis lumbriciformis (worm pipefish)
Lineage: Eukaryota; Metazoa; Chordata; Actinopteri; Syngnathiformes; Syngnathidae
Gene: pold4
Product: DNA polymerase delta 4, accessory subunit
Biological process (GO): DNA synthesis involved in DNA repair; DNA-templated DNA replication
Cellular component (GO): delta DNA polymerase complex
Molecular function (GO): DNA-directed DNA polymerase activity
Source: RefSeq, a predicted model, not a curated record
CACAUCUAUGGUGUUUUUGUUUUAGUUUUUUUGUCAGAAAGAAGACGCAUUUUAUUGUUAUGGGUUUUUCUUCAACUAAUUAGACUUAUCUAACCAGCACAUAACCUGAAGAGGUGUGAACUUUUUGAAGUUUGAUACUGCCGAAUAAAAACAAAGAAGAAAAAGGACAUCUGUCGUCAUGACGACCAAGAGUGGCCUUAUAACUGACUCAUUUAAAGUCGUGAAGAAAGCAAGAAAAGUGACAAAAAAAGAUAAGGGACCCAUUGCUCCAUCACAGGACACGGUGACUGAAACAUGCCAACACGAAGAGCAACAGAAACUGCAACAGUUUGACCUUGACUGGAGAUUCGGGCCCAGUACAGGGAUCAGCAGGCUGCAGAGAUGGGAGAGGGCAAAGCUGCAUGGUUUGGAUCCACCUGAGGAGAUUCGGGACUUGCUUCUACAAAACCAAACGGAUCCAGAGUACAAUCUAAGCUUAUGGCGGGAAUAUCCCUUGUGAGGACCAACGAAGAAGAAGAUAACUUCACUAUCAAGGAUUGUAUGUUAACAUACUUGCUCUGAAUGUAUAAAGGGUGUCGCUAAAAUCUGGAAUUAUAGUAUACAUAAUACAUUAUACUAAAAAAAAACAAGCCAAAAAACAAUAUAGUAAUAAUAAACCAUAAAAACACAAAAUCAUUGUUUUGACAAUUAAAAUUAAAUACUUUAACUUAAAAAGAAUAUAAAUAAAUUAAAAUGUAUUAAAUAAAAUACAAACCCCGUUUCCAUAUGAGUUGGGAAAUUGUGUUAGAUGUAAAU